Molecule: messenger RNA, 4505 nt
Organism: Gymnogyps californianus (California condor)
Lineage: Eukaryota; Metazoa; Chordata; Aves; Accipitriformes; Cathartidae
Gene: MLXIP
Product: MLX interacting protein
Exons: 17
Coding region: 1-2754 (917 amino acids)
Biological process (GO): regulation of transcription by RNA polymerase II
Cellular component (GO): nucleus
Molecular function (GO): RNA polymerase II cis-regulatory region sequence-specific DNA binding; protein dimerization activity; DNA-binding transcription factor activity, RNA polymerase II-specific
Source: RefSeq, a predicted model, not a curated record
AUGGCCGCCGACGUGUUCAUGCAGCCGGCGCGGCUCCUCGGGGCGGCGGGGCCGCUGUCCUCCCGCACGGAGCCCGACGAGGACUCGUCGGACACGGACGAUGGGGGCGCCUCGCCGGGUGGAGGGCGGCGGUGCGGGCCGCGGCGGGGGCAGCCCCCGGGCCCCCAGAUCAUCCACUCGGGCCACUUCAUGGUCUCGUCGCCGCACAGCGAGCACCCGCCCAAGAAAGGCUACGACUUCGACACGGUCAACGAGCAGACCUGCCAGACUUACCAGUUCGGGGCGGCCCGCGGUGGCGGCGGCGCCGGGGGGCGCCUCAGCAUCGACGCCUCCCUCACGAAGCUCUUCGAGUGCAUGUCCCUGGCCUACAGUGGAAAGCUGGUUUCACCAAAAUGGAAAAAUUUUAAAGGCUUGAAACUUCAGUGGAGAGAUAAAAUCCGUCUCAAUAACGCCAUCUGGAGGGCAUGGUACAUGCAGUACCUGGAGAAGCGCAAGAAUCCAGUGUGCCACUUUGUGACUCCCCUGGACGGCUCUGUUGAUGUCGAUGAACAUCGUCGGCCAGAGGCCAUUGCAACAGAAGGGAAAUACUGGAAACGAAGAAUUGAAAUAGUCAUCAGGGAAUACCACAAGUGGAGAACGUACUUCAAGAAAAGGUUACAGAAACAUAAAGAUGAAGAUCUUUCAAGUUUGGUCAGGGAUGAUGAUUUGGUUCUCUGGCAAAAAAGAAGGUAUGGCAGAGAAACCCCUGUCCCUAUGGAGGAAGGCAGCCUCUUGGAUGCAGAUAUGCUUAUGUCCGAGUUCACCGACACGCUGUUCUCCACGCUGUCUUCACAUCAGCUGGUUUCCUGGCCAAAUUCCAGGGACAUAGCACACUUAGGAAAUGCUGACAUGAUUCAACCAGGGCUUAUUCCUCUCCAGCCAAAUUUUGAUUUUAUGGAUACUUUUGAGCCUUUUCAGGAUUUAUUCACACCCAGUCGUUCCAGUAAUUAUUUCCCUUCUGUGUCUGCUGUCAGCUCAGCUACAACAGACAGCAGCAGCAGCCAUUCUUCCCAGUCUCCUGUCCUGCCGUCGGGUUCAUUGCCCAACACGCUUCCAGCAGGGAACAUCAGUGACGGACUGAUUGCUUCCUCAGUACCUUCUCCUGUCAUUCCUGAUGUUGGCACUGACCAGUGUUCCAGCAUUAGAAGCGGGGAAUCUUUCAUCCAGCCAGCGGACUUCACUCCCGACUCGUCUCUCAGCGAGCCACAAACUUUUAUGCCAGUGUUUCAGACGCCCUUGCCACUGCUUCAACCUGCGACACAACAGCAGCAGUCCCCGUUGCCUGCGGUGCCUCUGAAUUCUAGCUUAAGCUCUCCACCAGCUGCGUUUGCUGCACCAGAAACCCAGAAGUUUGGCCUCUGUGAAUCUACAGUUAUCACCCACACGGCUUCUGCUACGUUGACCCACAAUGCCCCUGCCACCACCUUCAGCCAGAGCCAGAACCUUGUCCUGGCAACGCAGCAGCCAGGCGCAGGAGUGCCUUGUAACCUAGCUUUCCAGACUACUGUCCUGCAGGGGCAGCCCUGGCCCCAGCUGCAGUUUCAACUGACAUUUGCACUCCCCAAAGCUGUUCCUCUGGCCAGUGCUGGGACAAGGCCCAAACAGUCACAAAAGAUAGUGCCUGCUCCGAAGCCUGAAACAGUGUCCUUAUUGUUAAAGAAUGCCUUCGUCACCCCAGCUGCCUUUCAGGGACAGUCCAGAGCUGUGAUUGUAACUCCAGCACCUUUAAAAAGAGAGGGGAUUUUGACGCCAGCCACGUCUCAGUCUAAUGUUGCAAUUGCACCAGCUGGAAUUGUCAGAGCUCCCGGGGUGACGGAGUUCCGUAGUAACAUUCUGGUUGGUCCAGCACAGCGAGCACCAAGUAGUCAACAAACCCAGCCCACAGUCUCACAUCUCUUCUCUCCUAGUGUAGUCCAGGAUGUGUUGGUGAAAGGAGAGCAAAUCCCUUCCCACAGUAGCAGUUCACAAGUUCCCUCACCUACACCUAGCCGAGACUGUCAGAAUUCAGGCCAAGCUUCCCCCUGCGCCUCUGAGCAGAGCCCCAGUCCACAGUCUCCCCAGAACAGCUGCUCAGGAAAACCUGCCACUGACCCUAAUAUGGCUGCAUUUAAGAAUCGAAGAAUGAAGCAUAUUUCAGAACAAAAACGAAGGUUUAAUAUCAAGAUUGGUUUCAGUACUCUGAACAGCUUGGUUUCAGCCAACUCCAAGUCGAUCAGCCAUGCAAUCAUGCUCCAGAAAACAGUAGAAUAUAUCGCUAAACUACAGCAGGAAAGAACACAGAUGCAAGAGGAAACCAGGCGCCUUCGGGAAGAAAUCGAGGAGCUAAACGCUACCAUCAUUUCUUGUCAACAGCAGCUCCCUGCUACUGGAGUUCCCAUAACACGGCAAAGAUUUGACCACAUGAGGAGGAUGUUUGAUGAGUAUGUGAGAAGCAGGACCCUGCAGAACUGGAAGUUUUGGAUUUUCAGCAUUAUUAUUAAGCCAUUGUUUGAGUCCUUCAAUGGGAUGGUUUCCACAACAAGCUUUAAGGAUCUGAAUCAAACUGCAAUGGCCUGGUUGGAUCAGCACUGUUCUCUUCCUGUUCUGAGGCCAAUGGUGCUGAACACUCUCCGGCAUCUAAGUACAACCACCUCAAUUCUGUCAGAUCCAUCGCACCUGCCAGAGCAAGCCGCUGAGGCAGUUAUCAAGAUGAACAAAACAGCUGGCGAAACCUAACAACCAAAGACAAUGAGUUGCUUAUACAAGGGGUGGAGAACCUGCCAGUCUAGCAGCCUGGCGAGUCUCCUUUCAGUUGGUGCACUUUAGAAAGAAUUCUCUCCAUCGCCCGAGACGUUGUUGAGGGCAUCUGGCUCUGCCUUCAGAAUAUGUGGAAGUAUGACGCAACGUUGUCAUAACGUUUUGAUUCCUCUUCAGUGCUGUGCUGUACUCCGUUAAGUGAGAAAACACCAAGCUCAGGUAAAUUUAGCAGGUUUGAGUCCUGCAGGCAGCAAUAUAUCUCCAUCAAUGCAGCAUGUGUCUAUAUGCAACAAACAUAUUUCUAUGAAACAGCUUCAAGUACUAAGUUCUCUGAAGUGUAAAUCUUGUACACCAAGGAAUGUUCUCUUCAAGGGGAAAUAUACUUUUGAUUUCGUGAAACAAAAUGUGCUUUUUAUUUUGUUUUCUGGUGUUCAGUUCCAUUUGUUUUACUUGAAUAGUGAAAGUUGUUAAACAGGAUCAUAUUAAAAACCAAAGGAGGAGAAAAAAAUCCAUCGAUGUCGACUUGUGGCAAAAAUACUAGAAUUAAAAUCUCAGGCUGUGUUUUGUGUAUUUUUAUUUUCAUGAGUGUAUCAUUGCAUAUGAUCAGUUUCAAGACAUGCUUUAUUUUCUAGCAAAUAAAGUAGCUGAUUUUUAUUAUUUUUCUUGAUAUAGCCAUUGCAAGUGAGUAGCAGGCUGUGCAGUAAGUGCAAGAAAGCAGUUUCAGAUUGCGUAGAUUCUACAAUUAGGAUAGAUACAUGAAUUUCAUGCCCAUUUAAUCUGUGAACUGUUUUCUUGCACUCUGCAUAGUUGAACUGCCUUCCUCAUAAAAUGUGCGCAUAUAAAACACAUCCAUAAAUAAAUGUAGUAGCGCUUCAGAGACAAGAAUUGAGUUUGUAAUGUUCAGAAAUCGGCUUGUUAUCUCAGAAACUAUAUCAAACCACAUAGACUUGUAGUCAGUUCUUUGCUUCUUCGUCUUUUUUGCUUGGUCUAUCUGAAAAACCUGAAGGACUUAGCUAAAUUUGGUCUGUAUGGGAAGGUUAUGUUCAACAUGAAUUAUAAAACACACAAAAAUAUGUUUAAAACCUGAAAUACGGCGUAACAUUUUUCUGUGACAGGCUCGGCAAGUACUGUGCUCUGCUGCAGAUAGUCUCGUUACAGCAGUGAUAGUCUGUCCUCCCUGAGACAACACUGGGAUAUUCGUUCCGGCUGAUUGUUCAUAGUCUGGAAUGAUCCUAUGACCCUUGUAAUUCCACUCAUUACUUGAUUCUGAUUCUUAAGAACUAUGCAAACUGUGGGUAAUGUUUCCCUGGUACCUCCCCUGAGUAGUUUUCUUACAGUUUCAAAAGCAGGCUGCCUGGAGGUGAUUCGCAGGCUAUCACAGUGCUAAAAAGAGGAGCAGCUAAAACAUUUGGGCAUUGCCCAUGCUGAAGUGGGGUCAGUAGGUUCUCCUUUGGGGGAUGUAGUUUUUCUCAGCGUUGUACCCAAUCUUCUCCACUUGGUGGGCCUAAGUUUAGAAAGAAACAAUAGGCUUAGGGAGUGGGACUAAGCAUGGGGAGUAUUUUUCUUUCUUCUUUGUCCUGAGAUUUUGUAGCUAAUGGCUUUCAUUGCAUAGUUCGCUUAUGUGUGAGCAGGACGGUAGCAAGAAGGAAGCAUGAAAGGUUAACCCCAGGGCUCUCUCCCUGAGCAGAGGUACUGUGAGUUGAGGAAUUGGAGGCUGAAGGGGACUGCUG